Girardinichthys multiradiatus is the source of this 2071-nucleotide messenger RNA. RefSeq names its product synaptophysin a (gene sypa). The coding region runs from base 1006 to 1755 and encodes 249 amino acids. The transcript is spliced from 8 exons. Gene Ontology annotation, cellular component: synaptic vesicle membrane; presynaptic active zone; synaptic vesicle. The record is from RefSeq and is a predicted model, not a curated record. NCBI's taxonomy places the organism in Eukaryota, Metazoa, Chordata, Actinopteri, Cyprinodontiformes, Goodeidae.
GGGGAGGAAGAGGAGGAAUCUUCCUCUCUGUUGCUGCUGAUGAACAUCAUCGCUCGGCGCUGAUGUUGUUUCAUUUCGAUCCGAAUCUCUGGGUUCUGGUAGAUGUUUCCCAGUAACUAAGGGGACGUUUUGGGUUCUUCUCAUCUUCCUCAGGAACAGCUGGAGAUGAGGACAAGUUUCAAAUCAGUUCCCUGCAGGACCUGAGUCAGUUUUCUGGAGGAUUGGCUGUUUAGCUGAUACGAGGCACAAUUUGUUCUGAUUUAAGGGAACCAGGCCAGAACCAAUGAAGCAGGGUGUUUCUUGAUUUUCUUCUCCAGAAGGUCUGACUCAGCCAGGAACAGCCAACAAUGAGAAUCUGGAAAAAUUCUUGAAAACUGUUGAAACAUUUCCCCAUAAACAACAAGGGGAGUUGUAAUGAUAAACCCUGUCCUGUUUGGACCUCCAUCUCUCUGCCAUCCUUUCCAUCAGAACCAUCAGGAGGUUGGGCGUUUGUUGACUGAGAUUCGCUCACAUUAGAUUUCAGCUUAAUAUGAUUCUAUACAAACUAGACCUGAAGGUUCUGUUUAACUUGUCAGAUCUCCUACAGAAAGCACCGUAGGCACGCACAGUGACUGUUAGUGGUCCGAGUUCUAUGGAAAUCACCAUAGCAACCAGCUGAGUGCCUGGUUCUGACACCAUCGGAUUAGCUUUAAUCAGGGAGAACUGAAGGAAGCAGAUGUGUUGGAUCUUCAUGGUUCCUCAGUCAUUUUCCCUCAGUGUGAUGUAAUCAUCGCUUCCUGCUUCCAGCUGGUCUCAUCAAGCAGGAAGCAGCUUCAUAAAUAAAGUGAUGAAAACAGCUGUCAGCUCUCACCUUAACAGCUUGUGGCCCAGGGGCAAUUCAGGGUCCUGAAGGUUCCUCUGGGCUUCAUCAAGGUCUUGGAAUGGCUCCAUGACUGUGAUAUCUUCUCCAUCUCGCACCAGUUCUUCGCCAUCUUUGCCUUCUCAACCUGUGGCAGUUAUUCUGGGAUGUUCAAGAUGGCAAUGGAGUGUAAGAACCGGACGGAGAGCAACCUCGGAAUAGAAGUGCAGUUCGAGUAUCCAUUCAGACUUCACCAGGUGUACUUUGAUGCCCCCACUUGUAAGGAGAGGAACACGAAGCGCAUCUUCCUGGUUGGCGACUACUCCUCCUCGGCGGAGUUCUUUGUCACCAUUGGAGUCUUCGCCUUCCUCUACUCCACAGCGGCUCUCAGCAUUUACAUCUUCUUCUAUGAGAAGUACAAGGAAAACAACAAGGGGCCACUGAUUGAUCUAGGAGUGACAGGAGUUUUUGCCUUCAUGUGGUUGGUGAGUUCAGCAGCUUGGGCCAAAGGUCUAUCCGACGUGAAGACGGCGACUGAUCCGAAUAAGGUCAUCACCUUGAUCAAUGCCUGUGAUGAGAAAGGGAACACCUGCCGUGAAGUCCAUGACCCGGUCAUGUCUGGACUCAACACCUCUGUGGCAUUUGGUUUUAUUAAUCUGGUCCUGUGGGUCGGAAACCUCUGGUUCGUCUUUAAGGAGACAGGGAUCAUCGCUCCUUUCAUGCGAGGUCCGCCUCCUCAGGGUAAACCUGCGCCCGAUGCCUACAGCCAGCAGGGGGCAUACGAACCAGACCCAUACGCCAGCAACCAGGGAGGUUAUCAACCUGAAUACAACCAGCAAGGAUACAACCAGGAUACAGAGUAUGGUCAAGGCUACGGCCAGCAGGGGGCACCCACCUCUUUCUCCAAUCAGAUGUGAGGUGACAGGAAGCAGGAAGCACCGGAGUGGACCAAUAGUGGGUCGCCUGCAACCUACCCACAGUGCAACACUCCUGUCUGUCUGCGGCAUUACUGGGUGGGGUGGGUGUCUGGGGUUUGGGAUACAUGUCCACUGCAGUAAAUCAGUGUGUAAAUGACAAAAAGAGUCUAAAUGAGAAACCCAAAACUUGAACAAGCAGUGCUGAGUAGAACCCAGUGGCAAUGUUGAUCUUCAUAUUCGGGUCUGUAUCUGUGGACAGAAUGUAUGUUUGUGUUGUAUAGAUAUCAAUUUGAACAAAUAUACAAUAUCAUCUCAA